This is a messenger RNA of Melampsora larici-populina 98AG31, 1401 nucleotides long. RefSeq lists its product as uncharacterized. The record is from RefSeq and is a predicted model, not a curated record. Bases 1 to 1401 code for a protein of 466 amino acids. NCBI's taxonomy places the organism in Eukaryota, Fungi, Basidiomycota, Pucciniomycetes, Pucciniales, Melampsoraceae. The transcript has 4 exons.
AUGUCUUACCUAUCACUUGGCCUUAACCUGCCGGCACGAUUUGGAAUUAAUCCAUGGUUUGUCAUGAAGCGAGCUGUAGCACAUCACAAUGCAACAGUCUCAUGGGAAUCAGCGGACAACUCACAGAAGAUUGCCUAUGAAUUGCUCCUCAUCAAACUUUGUAGAAGUCCAAAAUUGAUUACAUGGAAUUUGACUCCAACCCAUCAGUCUGAAGUCUCAGAAGAAAAAUCAACCAAAUCUUCCGCUUAUGUUCCACUACCUACUCAAAGAAAGCGUCCCGUUCGUCGACAAAGACUUCCAAAAAUCUUGAUCUCUGAAGAAGAUAACAAUUUGGAUAUCGCUUUGGUCACAAAAGUUGAUUCUGAAUCAAAUUUAAUCAAACCAACAACUUCUUUUAUUCCACUCACUGAGGAUCAGUCUGAAAACUUUCAUAUCUUCAACGAGUUACUCGCCGAACACAACAUUUUGGCAAUCUCAACCCCUUCACUUUCUACCUCUGAGUCUCCCUUGACCAUCCCAAACUUCUCUCGAGCAACAAAAAGAUCACAUUCAAAAUCACAACUUUUUGGUGCACCAGUUUCAAAGAAAUCAAAACCAACACUUCAUUGGACUGAAAUAUUAGAUGAUUUAAUGACAGCGUCUGAUUGGGCAGAAGCAGAAGUAGAGUUGCAGAAAGAAAACGAACCAACAGUCAAUACAAGUUCAAUCGAUCAAACCCUUUCUUUUAUCCCACUCACUGAAGACCAAUCCGAAAACUUUCAUAUCUACAACGAGUUACUUGCCGAACUCAACACAUCUGAAAUCUCGACCCCUUCACUUUUGAACUCCAAACUACCCUCGAUCACUCAUAACUCACAAGUUUUCACCACUCAGUCACCAAUUUCAAAGGAAUCAAAACCAACACUCCAUUGGACUGAAAUCUUAGACAACUUAAUGACGGCUUCUGAUUGGGAGGAAGCGGAAGAAGACUCAAAGAAUUUCGAAGAUACCAAAAGACAACUUCAUUGGUCUGAAAUCUUAGAUAAUCUUAUGACCGAUGAAGAUCGAAAAGAAGCAGAUGAAUCUUUUGGUAUCACUCUUCCUCUCCAUCAAGAAAGGCCACUGGACUUUGCUACGGUCGAUGAAACUUAUUCUCUCCCAUCUACACCCUCUUCAAAUAUUCGUUCAUCUUAUUCAAGCGCUCAGAAUACUAAUUCUCUACCAACACCAGUAGAAGAACUUCAAGAUCCGUUUGGUUUAAUUGACAAUACUUGUCAGAAGUCUCCUUAUUCCACAGAUAUGAGUUUUGAGGUUAUGAAAUCUUCUUUAGAACAAAAUGAUCAUUUUUUAACAGAUCUUAGUUUUAAUAUUGAAAAAUCUAUCUUAAAUCUUGAUCUCGAUUUUGAAAAUUCUUUCUGUUGA